This is a messenger RNA of Myxocyprinus asiaticus (Chinese sucker), 6258 nucleotides long. RefSeq names its product embryonal Fyn-associated substrate-like. The transcript is spliced from 8 exons. NCBI's taxonomy places the organism in Eukaryota, Metazoa, Chordata, Actinopteri, Cypriniformes, Catostomidae. The record is from RefSeq and is a predicted model, not a curated record. Bases 406 to 3390 code for a protein of 994 amino acids. Gene Ontology annotation, molecular function: protein binding. Gene Ontology annotation, cellular component: plasma membrane; cytoplasm. Gene Ontology annotation, biological process: cell migration; cell surface receptor protein tyrosine kinase signaling pathway.
AGGCCAGGGUAGGGCGAAGCUAGACGUUUAUCCCAAAAGAAAGAAAGAAAAAUAACAGCCGUGCUUUGCGGUCUUUUGAGGAAAUAUGAUUUGUGAGGUUUGACUACUUCUGUAUUUCAAGAUGAUUUUUCAGACAUGUGAACGGUUCAAAAUGAGUGAUAACUUUCAGAUGUGAUGAAAGUCACAGACUGCAAAGGAGGCUGAUCAUGCGUUUGUGAACUUAAUCCUUCUGGAUACAAAGGCCAUCAUAUUUACCACCACUGCACAGUUCAGGUUAAUGGAAAACCAGAUCUGUAAAACAUGCAGUUGAGUCACACGUGAGUCUGCAUGUGAACUGGAUAGAGGUUCUGUGGAGAGCCCAUGUGGAAUUAACAAACCCCAAUCUGUGGAGAGCCAGUUGCAAUCAUGUCCCUUUCGACUGUGCUUGCGAAGGCACUUUUUGACAAUGCCGCUGAAAGCCCGGAGGAGUUGGCAUUCCGUAAAGGGGAUAUCCUGAUGGUUCUUGACCAGGAGCAGGAAGGUGGACCUGGAUGGUGGCUUUGCUCCCUCCAUGGCCGGCAAGGCAUUGCCCCUGCCAACCGACUACGCCUCCUUCAAACCACUCAGACUCCCACUUCAAGCACAUGUACAGAAACCCGACAAGCUCCUAGUGUGGAUUCGGUCCAUGCAUCCCCUAGCCAGCUGAGCCACGUAAAUGGACUGAGCACUGAAGAUUCAGAUGGGGUGUAUCUCUGCCCACCCAGCUUGGCAGAUGGGGUGUACCAGAGCCCUGGGGUCGCUCCUGCCCCUGUCAGGUCUGGGGAGCUAUGCCACUCUGAUGAAGGGAGGCCACGAUCACACUCUAGUUCUGGAACCAGGCCUCAUACGGACUGGGGGGAUAUGAGUGUGUCAGGGCGACCUCGCUCACCCUCUCUUAGAGGACGAGGUGGCGAGUCAGGGGCACUCUACCAGACACCCACCUCACCUGCACCACUGGCGGCACAACACAGAUCACAGGAUGCACUGGCAUCAGAUUCGAUGUAUCUGACUCCAAGUGCCGUUCCCAGGUCUGCAGCAGAAACAGCAGGGGAAGCAAGGUACUUGACUCCGAGAGAUGCAGGGGCAGGGCAUUCUGAUGGAUGCUACUUGGUGCCUAGGCCAGCUGUAACUGUGUUGACCAAUGAGAAUUUAUAUCAGACUCCUAUGAGUGGUGCCCCAGUAGCAGGACAGUGUGUACCAGGAAUGACUUCAAGACUUACAGAUGGGAUUACACCCAAAAGCAGCCCAUCUUCUCAAUGUAAGACUGGCCAGGACACCCCAGGGAUGUACCAAACCCCUACUCCACCUGGGGGGGCCAUAUCAAGGACUCCUCAGGCUGAGCGAAAACACCCCUCUGGAACUGUAGGAGUCUCCACUGUCUUAACACCAGGACAGAACCUUAAGCAAAUACCUCCCUCUGCCAGAGGAUCUCCAAAGCCGCAGGGUACACAUUUAACUCCUGUUGGUGGAGGAAAACUGCCCCAGGCUGGCAUGAGAGAAUCCCCUCUACUCACAAGAACAGGGAAGUCUGGAGUACCAGGGUCUCCAAACUUUGGUCGCAAACCCCCUGCCCCAGCACCACCAGUUAGAAGUGUAACCAGGAAGGAUUUAAUUAAUUCUAGCCCAAUUCCAGCCACCAAACCUGGUCACCAUGCAAACCUUGCACCCCCACAGACAAGCAUGCUGGAAGUGGAGAGACAAGGAUGUAAAAAUGGACAAGCACAAAUGGGCGAGAUGAAAAAUAACACAGUGACCAAGAAGGAGUGUGCAAAUUCUCAUGAUGAGAAACUCAGUGAUGAGGUAUAUGAUACGCCUACCACCAAAAGUUGGCAACAUCCAGUUCCUACAGUGCCUUCUGAGGAGGAUGAUGAUGGGAUCUAUAACACCCCUCGUACUGUACCCCAACACACCGACCAGGCCUCUGAGAUAUAUGAUGUUCCCACUCUGGCCCUAAAUUCCUCUUCAGACCAUCAGCAACAAACAUACAGUAUUCCAGGAUCACCUGCUGUGGGUGAAGAUGCAGAGGAGGAGGAUGUAUACAGUGUUCCCAGUCUCCCUGGCUUACCCUUGGAGGCAAGCGAGAUGCCGGAAUUAACUGCAGAAACUGCUGUAAACGGACGGGCCUAUUCCAUUUCCAGCCCCAGAAAGCAAGACUCAACCUCUGAAGGUGUAUCAGAACCAGACAGAGGCAUCUACGACAUGCCUGCCCUCACUCUGGAAAUCCCAACAUGCCGUUUGUCUGUAUCAAGCACCAGCUCUGCAGACAUCCAGUGGAAAGCCUCUCUUUUUGCUCUUGUUCAGUCUGCACUGGCCUCCGCCUCUCUCUCUACCACCCCUUCCAGAGACCUGGCUGCUGCAUUAGCUGAGAUCCUUUCUGUCUGGAAGGCCGGCCAUGUCGGUGAUGUUUCUCCAGUUCUCCAGCAGGCCUGGUCCCGUCUAUCAGACCUACUUCCUGCCCUCUCAGUGUGCGGCACUGCCUCUCCAGCCGACGGUCUACUCACGAUGGUGCGCUGUGCUCUUGAAGACUCCACCUCACUUUUACAGAGUCAGACACGGCCCCGCCUGCCUUCCCAGGAGUCUCUGUCCCGGAGACCUCUGCCUGCUUUACCAGUGGCAGAGGUCAAACCGAUUGCAGGGGACAUGGGCUCACGGAAGGGCAGCUGGAUCCAGGAACGACCACUUCCGCCUCCUCCACCAGCAGCCUUCCCACUGCACCCAACACCAGUCUGUUUAGCCCCUACCAUGGGAAGGGUGGAGGAUGAGGAACAAGGGAACGAGUAUGCAGGAAUCGGCCUAACUCCUACACCACCGCCUUCAUAUCCUGUAGGUGACAGUGUGGGCUACGUCAAACUGCAGGGAAAGCCUGAGCCUCCACCAGAUACCCAAACAGAGCACAGUUCUUCACCGCUUAUCACCACAACUGAUAAUAAAUUAAGUCCCCCUGCCCCUGUCCCGGUCUCUCUGACUCUGGAGGAUUCAGAGCUUCUCUCGUUUUACUCAUCCCAAAGUCUCUCUCAUCUUUCUUGCCUGGCUGAUGCCAUCGACUCCCUGUUCACAAGCGUCCAAGGAAACCAGCCACCUCGAGUCUUUGUUUCCAGAGGGAAGAGUCUCAUUGUAACUGCACACAAACUUGUCUUCAUUGGGGAUACACUUGGACGCCUUCUCAGCUCUUCAGACCUCAGGGCAAAGGUCACCACUUCAAGCGGACGCCUCUGUCAAGCUCUAAAGGCUGUUGUUGUGGCAACCAAGGGAGCAGCCCAGAAUUAUCCUUCAGUUCCUGCUACUCAAGAAAUGGUGGACAGAGUAGCUGAUCUAUCGCAGCAUGCUGCUGGAUUCUCUGGGCUUUUGCAGCGAUUAGCUGAGAUUUCUUGAUGCCAUUUGUGUUUUUUUAUAACCUUUGUUUAUCACAGUGAAAUGCUCAGUUAUUUUUAUUUUAUAUAUAUUUCUUUACUGAUUAUGUUUGAGAAUGUAUCAUAUGUGUGUCACUGCUUGUAUCGGUUCAGCAGUGAUAAAAUGCUAAUUCAUUGUUCAAAACAGCUUUUGGGUAUGUGUUGGAGUGUAUCUGCUUGUUGGUGUGGGUUUUGACACUAGAUUUUUUUUCCCUUUUUUCAUAUUUUUUGUGGUGCUAAGCACACUUAAAAUAUUUUAAUAACUUAUUUGUGGAUGUUUGGUUUGAAGAUGUUUGUAACCUCAGGCACAUUUUCUAAAAGCUUUAUUUUGUCCCCAUAUCCUGUGAACUCAUCAUAGUUUUAUUUAAAGGUAAAAGUGAUCCUUGGAAGAGAAAGUCUCCACUCGAAACUGAAAAUUCUCCCAUCAUUUACUCAUCCUCAUGCCAUCCAAUGUGUACACAAAUGAAGAUUUUUAAAAUAAUAUCUCAGCUCUGUUGGUCCUCACAAUGCAAGUGAAUGGUGACCAACAUUUUGAAGCUCCAAAAAGCACAUAAAGGGAGCAUAAAAGUAAUAAUUGUCUUCUGAAGCGAUCUAGUUGGUUUUGGGUGAGAACAGACCAAAAUAUAACUUUUUCACUUUUCAUCUUGACAUCAGCGGUCUCCUUGGCGAUCAUGAUUUCAUGCUCGAUUACACUUCCUAGCCCAAUCUAGCGCUCUGCGAAAGUGUAAAGCACCAGGAAGUGUAAACCAGCUUGAAAUAAUGAUUGUUCCUAGAGACUGCAGUGGCAAGAUGUAAUUCUGUUGUAAGUGGCAAUUCUGUUCUCACCCUAAACCAACAGGAUCGCUUCAGAAGACAUUGAUUAAAAACGGCAUGAAGGUGAGUAAAUGAUGAGAGAAUUUUCAUUUUUGGGUGAACUAUUCCUUUUAGUUGGUUUUAAACCAAGAUAAAGAGUGUGUGUGCCCUCUUGUAAACUGAUUACCUGAUUAUUCUAUUUGUUUGUAAAUGUGAAAUGGCCUUGGUGAUAUAGAGAUUGAUGAAGCAACUGAUUGGACAGCCCUGGAGAUUGACGUUCUGCUACAAAUGUAACCGAAACCACAGGGCCAUUUGGUCAAAUAAGGCUAUACCACAUAUAGUGCAGUUACAGAAGAAGGAAUGCUUGAUUAUGUAAACAAACGUGAAAAAACAGGACUUCUUGAAUGAGAGAUUUAAUAAUUUAUUGAAAAUUUUGGAGAGAGAAAUUGGAUCGAGUUCUUUCCCACGAUGCUGAUUCAGAGAUAAACCUGUCUGUCAGGUCCAUUCCUAUUUUCACUCACAGUUUUUCUUCUCGUAAUUCUCACACUCCCACCAUCAGAUUCUGCCAAGUUUCUGAAAAUGUUUGAGUAACAUGUUUUGCACAAUAAUUACUACACAGGGUUUUCAUUUUUAUGUAGGCUAUGCAGCAUUCCUGAAACAGCAAUAUAUAUCUUCUUGCUUCCAUGGUGGCAUUCGAAAUGCUGGUGCAUGCAAAAAUACAAUAGUUUGAAUGUGUGGACAGGGCUGCAAACUGCUUAGUUCUAACCAAUGUGGGCUUUGUGUAUCUUCAUUGUACAGUGCAUACACAGGUUGAAACAUGCACCUGAUUCCCUCCUGUCUUGAACAAUUAAGUCAGUGUCAUAAACACCCUCUCAUGAUUACAUGUCACCCUAAUAGUCCGGAGAUCAAAGACUAUUCCGCCAUUUGCUCAAUUUGUGUUCCUUUCCUGGUCUCCAUCUGGUUAAAUCCACAUCUCUUAUUUUUAUAUUCAGGGUUUACAUGUCAGCUGCCAGGGAUAAUACUUUCAGUAUUGUUCUUGCUGUUCGACUUAGGCUAUAUUAGUUAAUAGGUUUUAUUAGUUAAAUAUUAGAUGUGUUCAUUUGUAAAAGGCAAAAAAUAAAAUAAAAAAUGUGUCGAAAGAAACCACACAAGUGAGAAACAAAUAGCUGUCUACCAAGGAACAUUUUCACCCUUUUCAUAAUCUGGGUAAUUAUGUCUGUCUUUACAGUGAUUGUUAUCCAGAAAAAUAUCUUGCAAGUUAACAGGUCAGUCUUUCUUUUAUUAGGUAUGUACUGUUUAUUUUAAAAAUACUUCUUGUCUACUCCACCUUGUAGCCUUUUAAGUUUCUAUGUAUUUUGUCAGUCCAAUGGCGUUUGAAAGAGGUGGAAUGUUUAAUUGAAUGCCUCAAGUUCUGAUGUUGGUUUAUUCUAGUGCUAGUGUGUGUGAGUUGCCUCAAAGUGCCAUCUGGUGGGCUUUAUCAGUAUUACUACAUAACCUACUUGGAUAAAAUUAAAACUAGAACUCAGAUCGCCUCAACAGGUACUUCAGAGUAUACUUUCAAACAUUUUCUGGUGGUUAGACCAAACCGCACAAUGUUUGAAGCAGCUCUCUUGUCAUUCUGUACAAAAACAAAUAUUUAUGUAUGUAUAAUCAUUGCAAUUAUGCAAUAGUCCUUUCCUUAGCAUCCUUUUCUAUUUCAAGGUUCACCUACCUUGAUAUAUUUAGUUCUUAAAUUAAGUGCUUACAGUAAUGCUUAGAUUUCAUGGCCCUAUAUAGUUAUAUUUAUUUGAUUUUGUUAAUCAAACGUCUGCAUGGCUUUAAGUUGCUUUUUAAAAGAUAUAUAAGCACAUAUAACCAGGGAUGUUUUCAUGCAAUUUUGCAUUAAUAAUUCAAAGUUUGCUUUAAGAAUUGCUAUCAGAAUGUACUUUUGACAUACAUUUUUGUGCUUCUUGUUUAUUUCGACAUUUUGUUUGUUAGGCGUGCUCCACAGGUAAUUUGCCUAUGGGAAGUCUUUGAAACUUGUCUUCAAAAUUUCUUCAAAUACAUUUUUGUUACAGAA